GACCAUCUGGUACCGUCGAGCGGCCUUUUCAAGGCGAAGUUGAGCAAAACCCUCUCCCUUCCGUGAACAAGCUGCACAAAGGCAGGUCCAUCUUAUCUCCGAUCAUCAUCUGACUAAGGGAUGAGUCAGCAUCCAGAGUUGGGCACCCACCCCGCCUUAGUGUCAAUACAAUUUGGUCUUGCCCCUCCAGUAGUUUUCACGCGAACAGUCUUUUACCCAGGAACCCCCGAUCAGGAUAACUGAGGUAAGCUACAAAAAGAGAGGUGAGUAGAAUGAGUUCAAUUUUCGGAAUUAGGUGACUGAGCUUUUACACUAUUAGUAGAUGGCCCUGCUGUCAACAACCAGCUGAUACUGACUGGAUACUGGACGUUCUCGACGAGCUAGAUAACGCGCAAAUGGAUGCCCUGGCAUCUUUUCUCGAACGAGCAAGCUGGACAGAAGACGGCGAAAAUCUGUAUUUUUGCAAUGACACAAACCUAGAACCCAUGUUGAUAAAGGCUGCAAAUGAUCUUCCAGACUAUCUUCGUGGCUACGGAUUUCAGGCUUGGAAGGUUCUGGGAAGAACGAGGAUACAGGCAACGAAUGGAUACAUCAUUCCUAUAACUAUAAUUUCCAGCCAACCCCGCCUGUUAUCCGAAGUAUCACAGCCGCUUCUGCUUCCGCGAUCUCCGGUGCGCUUUGAUAAGGAGCCUCUGAUUACGCCAGCACUAUACCUGAUUCUCGCACUCCCUCCCGCAUGAUCAUUGUUAA
Messenger RNA from Aspergillus pseudotamarii, 750 nucleotides. RefSeq lists its product as uncharacterized. The transcript has a single exon. NCBI's taxonomy places the organism in Eukaryota, Fungi, Ascomycota, Eurotiomycetes, Eurotiales, Aspergillaceae. The coding region runs from base 396 to 740 and encodes 114 amino acids. The record is from RefSeq and is a predicted model, not a curated record.